This is a messenger RNA of Betta splendens (Siamese fighting fish), 1525 nucleotides long. Its product is annotated as interferon-induced protein 44-like. The record is from RefSeq and is a predicted model, not a curated record. NCBI's taxonomy places the organism in Eukaryota, Metazoa, Chordata, Actinopteri, Anabantiformes, Osphronemidae. Bases 76 to 900 code for a protein of 274 amino acids. The transcript has 7 exons.
UCUUUGUCUUUGUUCCAUCUAUUCUUCUCUUAAUAAUUCUAGUAACAUGCUCAUGUAACUGUCUUCUUUUCAGAAAUGGGUCAAGAACAAUCAUUAUUUAAGGAUCCAUGGAGGACUUUGCCAGAGAGCAAGGAAAUGUUCAAUUUUCUAAAACAAUACAAACCUCAAAACGAACAAGUGACACGUCUCAGAAUUCUGCUUCAUGGACCAGUUGGUGCUGGAAAGUCCAGUUUCAUCAACUCUGUUGACAGCGUUUUUCAAGGCAGAGUUGCAGUUCGAGCACCAAUGGAUGCAACAUCUGGGGAGAGCUUUACCCAAAAAUACAAAACUUACAAAAUCCGCAAAGAGCCUCAGAGCUUCUACAAUUUCAUUUUCAAUGACAUCAUGGGCUUCGAGUCAGACAGAGGAGUCCAAGUGGAGGAUGUCAAACUGGCCCUAAUGGGACAUGUGAAGGAAGGAUACAGGUUUAAUAAUUGUCACCAGCUGAAUGAGAAUGACAACAGUUACAACCCAGAUCCCACUCUGGACGACAGAGUUCAUGUCCUGGUGUGUGUUGUUCCCGUCGGCUCAGUGUCUUUACUGAGCGAUGAAGUGGUGAAGAAGAUGAGAGAAGUCAGACUAGCAGCCAGUGACCUGGGAAUUCCUCAACUGGCGAUUCUCACCAAACCUGAUGAGGCCUGUCCAGAAGUGGGUAAGAAUGUAGAGAAUCUCUACAAAAGCAUAUAUCUAAAGGAACAGGUCGACAAGUUCAGUGUAAUGUUGGGUUUCCCCCUGAACAGCAUCUUUCUGGUGAAGAAUUACAAUUCAGAAAUUAAUACCAAUGAUGGCAUGAACACUCACAUACUGAGCGCACUGAAACAGAUAGUCAUGUUUGGAGAAGACUUCCUAAAUGACCAGUAAAAUAGUCAAGAAUUAUCAAUGAAAACAUCUGCAACACCUGGAAUUUUGGAUUAAAAAAAAACUUCAACCGUAACGAUGCUUUAGCAUUUGUAGACAAACAUCCAGGCAUUGUGUUGCAUUGUAAACCUUUUAACCUCUAUAAUCAUUUUUCAGUGCAGCUGUAGACGAAGUAUGUGAAUGAAGAUGUCAGCAGUCUUUCAGUAACUACUGUAGUUAGUCGUAUUGUCGUCUGUCAGCAGAGGGCGCUUUUGUGCAUUAGUUUCAUCUAUCAUUAAAAAAGUUGUAACUCUAUCUAUGGAUUCACUGAAAUCAUCACAUGAAGAAAAGUAAUUGCUAUGGAAGACACCAAACUGUGCAUGAGGGGACAAGUGAAGCAACUAUGAAAAAUACAAAACAUUUAAAUAAAUAAAUCCAUGAUGUUGCCUUUACAGAACACAGCACUAGAUCAGUGCAGUUACUGACAGACUUUGGAUGUUACUUGGUAGAGCCAUGAUGCAGAGGAAGUUGCUGCUUUAUCACAAAAAGAUGUUGCUUAUUUUGUCUUUAUUGCUGCUAUUGGUGAUGUAAGAAACAAUGUUAUGUGUCAUAAAAGAAGAAAAAAUAAAACAAAAUAUUUUCAUUGUUA